Molecule: messenger RNA, 1756 nt
Organism: Effrenium voratum
Lineage: Eukaryota; Dinophyceae; Suessiales; Symbiodiniaceae
Source: the annotation of a GenBank genome assembly
CAUUGGUUCGCAUGUUGACGUUUGUCCGUGGCUUUGCGCCAUGGCCUGUGUUCGCCUGUCCAGCGGCCGGGAGGUUUUCACACCAGAGGACUUCACUCGCUGGCACGCGCAGCUUGAGCCACGCGAGGGCGCAUUUUUUGAUAUUUUGAGGCAGGAUCUGGCCAAGCAGAUGCAGCUCAGGCAUUUCCGACGGCUGAGCUUGGUUUGCGGAGACCAUGUGCUUGGCCGAGACUGGUCCUGGACUGCCGAAUCCUUGGUAGCGGUCUUGCGGCCCUUCGCUGAACCGACGGCAGAGGCAGAAGCCGAACUGUUUGCGGCUGCCCGGAGCGGUAACUGCGAGGGGCUGGAACACCUCCUAGACACGCCCCAUGACCCGGAUUGGGUGGACAGCAGAACGGGCUGCACACUGCUUCAUGAUGCUGCGACACAAGAGGUUGUGAUUUGCUUGCUGGAAGCGGGAGCUGACAGGGACAAGGCCUGCAACGAGGGGUUGACCCCCUUACAUUUUGCCGCUGGAAGUGGGAAUUUGAAGAAGGUGCGUUGCUUGCUUGAAGCAGGCGCUGGAAAGGACCAGGGCAGCAGCCACGGAUUGACCGCGGUGCAUUUGGCCUCGCAAGGCAACGAUGUGGAAGUUCUGCGCUGCCUGUUGGAAGCGGAUGCGGACAUGGACCAGGGCUGCAGCAUUGGGUUUACCGCCCUGCAUAUUGCGGCGGUGAACAGCCAUCUGGGGGUCUUAAGAUGUUUGCUGGAGGCCAAAGCUGACAAGGACAAGGGCAGCAACGAUGGAUGUACUCCCAUGCGACUGGCUUCUCAGACAGGCAAUGUGGACGUGGUGCGUUGUUUGCUGGAAGCUAGGGCUGACAUGGACAAAGCCAGCCACGAUGUUGGACUUACGCCUCUGCAUGCUGCGAUUGGAACAGGGCAUUUGGAGGUGGCGCAUUGCUUGCUGGAGGCUGGCGCUGACAAGAACAAAGCAAGCCAGGAUGGAGCUACACCCUUGCACUGUGCUGCUUCACAUGACCGCGUGGAGUUCGUGCGCACCUUGCUCGCAGCUGGAGUCGAGAAGGACAAGGGAACCAGAUGCGGAAGCACGGCUCUGCAUCUUGCUGCUCACAGCGGCCAUGUCGGGGUGGUGCGUUGCUUGCUGCAAGCUGACGCUGACAUCUGCAGGGGCAGCGACAACGGGUGCACGCCUCUGCAUCUGGCGGCUGCGCGUGGCCAUCGCAAAGUCGUGCGCUGCUUGCUGAAAGCUGGGGCUAACACGGACAAGGGCAGCAAUAAGGGCUUAACGCCUCUGCAUGUCGCCGCCAAGAAAGGCCAUGCGAAAGUAGUGCGGUGUUUGCUGGAGGCUGGCGCCGGGAAGGACAAGGCCAGCAACAGUGGGCGAACACCUCUUCACCUUGCGGCUGAGAGAGGUCAUGUGAAGGUAGCGCGCGGCUUGCUGAAGGCUGGGGCUGAGAAGGACAGCUUCAACACCAGUGGCUGCACACCUCUUCAUCUCUGCGCUCAAAGAGGCUAUGUGAAGAUUGUGCGCUGCUUGCUGAAAUCUGGUGCUGACCAGGAGAAGAGCAAUAGCAGCGAAUUGAAGGCCUUAGAUCUGGCUGUUCAGGAUGGGCAUACGCCAGUGGUCCGUUGCUUGCACAAAGCGGGCGCUCGGACCUGCAAGAGAAAGCGGAGCAGUUUCCUGGCCGAAGAUCCCAAGCGGAGACGAAGCUGAAAAUGCUCGCACGGGAAUGCCUCAGAUGACUGGCUUAUC